Messenger RNA from Zeugodacus cucurbitae (melon fly), 1307 nucleotides. RefSeq lists its product as uncharacterized. The transcript is spliced from 2 exons. Gene Ontology annotation, molecular function: protein binding. Lineage: Eukaryota; Metazoa; Arthropoda; Insecta; Diptera; Tephritidae. The record is from RefSeq and is a predicted model, not a curated record. The coding region runs from base 144 to 1223 and encodes 359 amino acids.
AGCCAUUCACAAUUGAAUUGACAGUACACCAAGCAGCUGAUAAAUAAAAGAUUAUUUUUAUAGAAGUUUAAUAUUUAUAUACAUAUUUGAAAUUUAAUUAAAAAGAUUUAAAUAUUAUCUAAUAAAAAUUAUCAUUAAUAACUAUGAGUUUGCCGCCGGCAUUACUGCAACGCCUGGCCCAACGUGGACUUGUGCAAAAAUCGAAAACAAAAGAAGCUGAUGCACCAUUAGCUGCACCAGUUGAAAAUGAAGAAGUUAUUGCCGAAGACUAUGAUGAGAUGGAUACUGAUGAACAGCGUGCAAGUGCCCAUGAAGAAUAUCAAUAUCCACCACUUUACGACACCGAUACCGGCAGCAAACGUGUUGAGGAGAAUUUCUGGCUGGAACGCAUGAAAGAGCGCAUGGGUGAGGCAAACUCUACCACCGGACAUCGUGGUUGUCCAAAUAAAUACAAUAUAUGGCACAAAUGUACGCUAUUUUGUGUUAAUCGUUGGGGUGAUGGCAAAACCGAACCCAGCCGGGAAUAUAUGAGACGCUACAAACGUUUACGACGCAAGUACCCCCUACCCAAAGGUUGGGCUGAACGUUACGAUCCCGGCUGUGCAAGUUAUUAUUUCUACAGUGUUGCAGAGAAUUUAGUUUCAUGGCUGCCACCGACACAUCCAAAAUCGCAGGUUACUAAAAGUGCUGCUGUUUUUCGACGUCAAUUAGAAGAAGCUGCUGGUGGAGAGGGUGGUGGCGGUAGUGACGGUGAACAGCAUCCAGAUGACAGCGAUGAUGCACAAGAAACUGAACUUGCGCGUCAUCAACGCGAAAUAGAUGAAAUAAUAAGUUCGUCGAUGCGUCCACGUUCGCCGACAUUACCAAAACAGGAUUUCCCCAGCUUACAGGAGACUACAGCGGCAAAUAGCAUUACAACAGCACCACAGCGAAAACAAAAAUCGCGUGAUUUAGACCGCACGAUUGCAAAGCAACGUCGUGACCGUGAUAAGGAACGUGAACAUGGCGCAAGUCGUAGACAGCGCGGACGAAGUGAUGCAGAGCCGGCAGAUCCCAUGGAUCCCAGCUCAUACUCUGAUAUACCGCGCGGCAAGUGGUCCGAUGGUUUGACUACAGGUGGCGGUGAUGAGCAAAAGAAAAUGAAAAGCACUAGUAACGCAAACAAGGAUGUGGGUAAAGAACGUGAAAAGCAUGUAGACGCGCGACGUGACAGUGAGGAUUAAAUAUGCUGUAUUUACUGUUAAAAAAAUAUUGAAUAAAAUAGUACACUAAUAAAGUAAAUAUAAUGAAUGCGAAGAUUUAAAUUA